GAAAAUGAAAUGAAAAAGAAACAAAUAAGAGAGCGUGAAGAAAAGUGAAAGAGACUCGUCUCGUGUGUGAGACUGAAACUGAAACUGAGUCUCACUCCACACACCGCGCUUAACCUUUUUCAACCUUUCUUCUCAGAUCUUCAAUUUCUUCACUCAAUUUUCUUCUUCUUCAAUCGAUUCUCUUUCUUCUUCGUUUCCAAUGGACCAGUAUGAGAAGGUUGAGAAGAUUGGUGAAGGUACAUACGGUGUCGUUUACAAGGCUCGUGACCGUGUUACCAAUGAAACUAUCGCGCUUAAGAAGAUUCGUCUUGAACAGGAAGAUGAAGGUGUUCCUAGCACCGCUAUUCGUGAGAUUUCUCUUCUUAAAGAAAUGCAGCAUAGGAAUAUCGUUAGGUUGCAGGAUGUGGUGCACAGUGACAAGCGAUUGUAUCUGGUUUUUGAAUAUCUAGACUUGGAUCUGAAGAAGCAUAUGGAUUCGUCUCCUGAGUUUGUAAAAGAUCCGCGACAAGUAAAAAUGUUCCUUUAUCAAAUGCUCUGUGGAAUUGCUUACUGUCAUUCACAUAGAGUUCUUCAUCGAGACUUGAAACCACAGAAUUUGUUGAUAGAUCGCCGUACUAAUUCACUAAAGCUUGCAGAUUUUGGAUUGGCUAGGGCAUUUGGCAUUCCUGUCAGGACAUUCACACACGAGGUAGUUACACUGUGGUACCGAGCUCCCGAAAUAUUGCUGGGAUCUCGUCAUUAUUCUACCCCAGUUGAUGUUUGGUCAGUGGGAUGUAUAUUUGCAGAGAUGGCAAACCGACGACCUCUGUUCCCUGGGGACUCUGAGAUUGAUGAAUUAUUUAAAAUAUUCAGAAUUUUGGGUACACCAACCGAAGAUACAUGGCCAGGAGUAACUUCAUUGCCUGAUUUUAAAUCAUCAUUUCCCAGGUGGCCAUCUAAGGACCUAGCAAGCGUGGUUCCAAAUCUUGAUCCAGCUGGUCUUGAUCUUCUUUCUAGCAUGCUUUGCUUGGACCCCAGCAAAAGAAUUACAGCCAGGAGCGCUGUGGAGCAUGAGUACUUCAAAGACAUUAAGUUUGUACCCUAAUUCCAUAUCUUAAUGGUAAAGGUGUUUAUAGCAAUAUGUGCAGAAUUUAAGGAUUUUGUUUGUGCCAGAACUGUGUGCUAUUUUUGCUAUUUUAUUCAAUGAAUUGGGAUCGUGUCAUAUUUUAACUUUUUAUCCUUAAAAAUAUUUCAGAUUAAAUUAAGUGUGAUAAUAUUGCAUAUUA
Trifolium pratense (red clover) is the source of this 1265-nucleotide messenger RNA. RefSeq names its product cell division control protein 2 homolog 1. The record is from RefSeq and is a predicted model, not a curated record. The coding region runs from base 200 to 1084 and encodes 294 amino acids. Gene Ontology annotation, cellular component: cytoplasm; nucleus; cyclin-dependent protein kinase holoenzyme complex. Gene Ontology annotation, molecular function: cyclin binding; cyclin-dependent protein serine/threonine kinase activity; ATP binding. NCBI's taxonomy places the organism in Eukaryota, Viridiplantae, Streptophyta, Magnoliopsida, Fabales, Fabaceae. The transcript has 8 exons. Gene Ontology annotation, biological process: protein phosphorylation; regulation of G2/M transition of mitotic cell cycle; regulation of meiotic cell cycle.